ACACACACACUUCUAUGGAAACGACCCACUCGGCUACCAAAGAAACAUCGACCAUAACUCCCUCUCCUCAAAUCCCUCGGCAACACGCCCCACAACACUGCCACACACCCCAAUCCAGCACCACUCCUACUGGACCCUUGCCACGAGCACCACUACGCUCCUCGCCCUCAAAAUCUACCAAAAAAUCCGCCUAAACCCCCUAAAAAACCUCACUUUUCAACUUUCGCUCACUCGAUCAUCUAAAAAAGCAAUAGCUACUACAAACUCUCCCGUUGCAAGUAAAUCAUAAGAAAAAAAUUAAAGCAGAAUCCCAGUAAAUCUCAAGGUAAUUAAAAUGGGGGGCGUUACAAGCAAAGACGUGAAGAAGUAUCCACGUGAGACUCUUUGUGACCAUGAUAAAGGAAUCAACUGCAUGGCUACCUCGGAGGACGGGUCUCUCUUGGUGACGGGUGCCGAGGACAAGACCGCCAGGCUUUGGGACAUCAGAAGCCGCGAAACGGAGUGUAUUGGUAUAAUGAGAGGUCACACUAGUUACAUCACGUGCGUCGCCGUCCACGACACCUUCAUCGUGACGGGCGCCGCGGACGCCACCCUCAGGAAGUGGGACACCAUCACCUGUGACUGUCUCUUCACUUAUAGAGGACACAAAGGUAGGAUAUCGCGAGUGUUAUGCACGGGUGAGUAUAUCCUCAGCAGCUCCCAGGACAAGACAACCAAGGCAUGGCACGUGGACGAGCUGAUACUGGACGACCUGAAGGGAGACGCAGACGACAUCGCGUGUAUCAAGACAUUUGAGGCACGUGUGUGUGUGUGUGUGUGUGUGUGUGUGUGUGCGUGUGUGUGUGUGUGUGUGUGUGUGUUUGUGUGUGUGUGUGUGUGCGCACGCGCGCGCCCGAGCCAGUGUCCUCCGCUAUCAACGUAAACAAACACUAUUCUCACAAAAUAAAUAGAAUAAAAAAAAAAUAAGUAAAUAAAAAAAAAUAAACCAAAACAAAGUCUAUCUAACUUGCCAUAUCCUCAUUAUGUAUAGAUUUUCAUUACUGUCACCAUCUAUCACUGCUUUCUCUGCGUGUGUUCAGGGGCAUGACAGGGCCGUGUACCCUCUGAUGGUUGACCCCGGCGAGGAAGAUGAAACGGGCACGGUUGGCUACGGUGACCUGGUGGUGACAGGAAGCCUGGACUGUACUGCGCGAUCCUGGGACUUCGUGUCUGGAAACUGUCUUCAGGUGUUCAAGGGGCACACUGGUAGCGUGGUGGCCAUCGUGACGGAUUCUGACACGCGUCUCCUCUACACAGCCAGCGCAGACAAGACCAUUCGCAGCUGGCACAUCGAUACGGGAGUCAACUUUCGGGUGUUCGAGGGCCACAAGAGCCACAUCACCUGCCUGCUGGCCCUCAACAAGCUGCUCUAUAGUGGUGACGGUGACGGCGUGGUGCGGGUGUGGGACCUUACUGCCCGCGACGCCCUCAAGUUGGGACCCCAGCAUGUUGUCUCCGUGGACUCCCUCGCCUCCUUCAGGCCAGCCACCAACACCAUCAACGCCAUCAAGCUCCACAACGGCAUGUUGUUCAUAGCGAGCAGCGACAACCUCGCGCGGGCCGUGGACGCCGCCACGAGGGAGGUGUUGGCUGUGUACACGGGCCACCAGAUCGCCGUUACCUGCAUGGCCAUCAGUGGGGAGCAUUUCUACACGGGGUCCACUGACACCACGCUCAGGGUGUGGGACAUGCCGAAACGAAGGGCGGAGGGAGAAGAAUCUUCGAGCUCCAACGAAGAGGAAUCCGAGGAGGGAGAAGACUGAGGCGUUCCGCUGGGUCAUAAUCUUCCACUUAUUUUCGGGUUGCUCUGGAGAGGGAAGAAAAGAUAAUGAUGAUCUGUCUGUCUGUUGUCCCGUUCAUUCUGCUAUACACACACUCUCUCUCUCUCUCUCUCUCUCUCUCUCUCUCUCUCUCUCUCUCUCUCUCUCUCUC
Scylla paramamosain (green mud crab) is the source of this 1971-nucleotide messenger RNA. Its product is annotated as WD repeat-containing protein 86-like. The coding region runs from base 1023 to 1802 and encodes 259 amino acids. The transcript is spliced from 7 exons. Gene Ontology annotation, molecular function: protein binding. The record is from RefSeq and is a predicted model, not a curated record. NCBI's taxonomy places the organism in Eukaryota, Metazoa, Arthropoda, Malacostraca, Decapoda, Portunidae.